Messenger RNA from Coniophora puteana RWD-64-598 SS2, 1543 nucleotides. RefSeq lists its product as uncharacterized. Gene Ontology annotation, molecular function: protein binding. The coding region runs from base 1 to 1323 and encodes 440 amino acids. NCBI's taxonomy places the organism in Eukaryota, Fungi, Basidiomycota, Agaricomycetes, Boletales, Coniophoraceae. The record is from RefSeq and is a predicted model, not a curated record. The transcript has 5 exons.
AUGUCGCCAAUACUGACGUUCGAUAGCCUACCACUAGACGUUCUCAUCAAGAUCGCCGAACACCUCGACGUCCAGGACCUUGUUCGACUACGUCAGACGUCCAAAACUCUGUUCAGCAUAAGCUAUGAACGAUCGCCAUGGUCUCAGGUGUAUAGCUCAUCACACUUGCCACGCCCACCCGGCCCGCACCCUGCCCAGUCGCGGAAGGCACUGGAGACUAUCCUCUCUCGGUCGAUGCUGGUCCACAGAAACAUGUUUCUCAAGAACGAACCGUCCUGGACACUCGCGUACGAUGCCAGCACCAGCUCCUCCGGUGAUCCUACGUCUGUGGUGAUGCUCGCGGACAGAUGGGUGGUCGUCCAGUUCCGCAGGCAGACUGUGUGCGUUGAGGUGGACCCUGCGAACGUCCGGGAACAGCUGCCUCGACGUGUAGUGUGGGAGGUCGACGACAGCAGGGAGGAGAAUAACCUGGAUUUGCUGAAUUGUCGGACGUUUUACGCCUACGACGGGCAGAUGCGCGCGUUUCUCGUCCUCGAGCAGUGCGCGAACGAGCGAGAGGUCGAUGAACCGGAGGUAAUCGUGCUCCAGGUUCAUUUCGACGAGGACUGUCAGUGGCCGCGCUUCGAAGCUACCUACCGUACGCACAGUCGCGCCGGGCAAGGCUCUCUUUCCGCCACUGUGACAGUCAGCCCUCAUGUGCUCGUCGUGCAUAUGAUUAAGAACAGAGCGGCGCUGGUAUGGGAUGUUCUGAAGGCUCACGGGCAGCCCGUUACAGUCAAGGACGAUGCAUUCGGGUCGGAGCACGUAUACCAUCUUCCUUGCAGGACUCACUUUCUCACUGUGGUCUUGAGCACGGCUUCCGUGGAGCCUCUCGUGCAAUUAGUCGCAACGCCUCUCUCCGAUACACUCUCCGGCACAAGGCGCAUAACUGCGACAGGGAACAUUGAGGGCUUCUGGCUCAGCGAGGUCGUCCUCUUGCGAGACUCCGUCGUGGAUCCAGGUUCCGGUGUCACCGAUGUGAUUCUUCUGGGCCGACGAUACAGCUACGACACGGACCGCCCGUUGAUGCUAUUCCGAUUGCUUAUACCUCCUCACAGCGCCGCGGGGGGCGCUCCCGCUGAGAUGAUCAUACAGACGCAGACGGUGGCGCCUCUGCCAGCCUUGGCCACGGAUAUCCUGAUAGACUCGUGCACCGGGAGCACGCGCGUGGCAUAUGCGAUUCAGGGCGUGUCAGAGGAGGAGAAUGCGCUGGGCUUGGUGGAGGUGGUGUACGACGAGGAGAAGCGGAGCGCGACCGCUAGGGGGGGUGCUCUGUUCUUUUGAGGACCAGCCGUGGUCAGGAAGGAUAUGCUACAUUUUUCGAGGCGGUGAUGAAGGCAAGCGUAUGAUUCGUAUUUUGGAUUUUGCCCAAGUCGACGCUGCAAUGAGAAUGGGCUGAUUUGGCAGAAGGUCCUUUCAUUGGCAAAGCGUGAGUCGGGACUUGUGUGAGUACUUCAAGUUGAUGUAUAGGUUAACGUUGGUGCGAAAUAUCGCGUUGGUAAAU